Molecule: messenger RNA, 1254 nt
Organism: Phragmites australis (common reed)
Lineage: Eukaryota; Viridiplantae; Streptophyta; Magnoliopsida; Poales; Poaceae
Product: transcription factor MYB36-like
Exons: 3
Coding region: 1-1254 (417 amino acids)
Molecular function (GO): catalytic activity
Source: RefSeq, a predicted model, not a curated record
AUGGCGAGGAGCGGAGGGGAAGGGGGCGGCGGCGUGGGCAGGCUGAAGAAGGGGCCGUGGACGCAGGCGGAAGACAAGCUGCUGGUCGACCACGUGCGGCGCCACGGGGAGGGCAACUGGAACGCCGUACGCCGGGAGACGGGGCUGCAGCGCUGCGGCAAGAGCUGCCGGCUCCGGUGGGCGAACCACCUCCGUCCCAACCUCCGGAAGGGCCCCUUCUCCGCCGAGGAGGAGCGCCUCAUCGUCCGCCUCCACGGCCUCAUCGGCAACAAGUGGGCGCGCAUCUCGUCGCACCUGCCUGGGAGGACGGACAACGAGAUCAAGAACUACUGGAACACGCGCCACAAGCGCCGGCAGCGCGCGGGGCUCCCGCUCUACCCGCCGGACAUCGAGCGCGAGAUCGCGCUGCUGCGCGCGCAGGACCUCAACCCGUUCGCCGACGCCGACGGCAAUGGCAAUGGCAAUGCCAACGCCAACGCCGGCCUCCCGGCACCACUCCUCUAUGACGCGAGUAACCCGUUCGCGCUGCCGCCGACCGUGCCGUCGCCCUCGGCCUCACAUUCGCCGUUGAUAAACCAGAAUUACCCCCUCCUGAACCAGAUGCAGGGGAUGCAGCUGCUCCAUCACGCCAGCCAGCAGGCUACGCAGCCAGGUUUCCACCAGGACAACAACGCCGGGUCCGGCCACGGCGGUUUCGGCUCUUCGGGGCUGCCGCCGUUGCCCACCAGAACGCACGAGAUCCCUUCGAACCAAUUUGACACCGCGAACAGCGGCAGCGGCAGCGGCGGCGGCGGCGGCGGUAACGGACUGCUAGAGUCGCUGCUCCUCGGCGACGACCACCUGCCGCGGCCCAACCCGACCAUGUUCAGAGUCGGCUCCAUGCCUGAGCUUAUGUACCGCGAACCCAGGUCCAGGCUGCUCGUCCACGGCGGCGCGAGCGACAGCGACGUCACCUCGCAGUGCCCCCCGGGGGAAGACAAGCAACAUGGCGGGAAAUGGGACUUCCUCUUGGAGGACGUGAAGCCGGCGAAGAGGAGGGCGGCCAGCGAGGUGGAGCUGGAGAUCCCUGACAUGUUCGGCAUCAUCCCGGGCUCGAUCCCGGGGGAGUGGUUCAGCACUUGCGGAGGGUCGACGGCACCAUCGCCGGGGUCGGCGUCGGUCGUCACUGACGAUGAGUUCAACCUCGAGAUGCAGCAGUUGAUGUCAUUGCUACCACUGUCACUUGACGAGCACAACUGGAACGCACAAGUAUGA